AUGGCGAGCAAUAGCGAGCGGACCAAGCUGCACGUUUUCGGCAAGUGGCACAGCAUUCCCAGGCAGCAGGUGACCUACGGAGACCCAGAGUUAACGUACACGUACUCGGGCGUUACCUUUUCUCCGAAGCCGUGGAUCCCCGUCCUCGACCGCAUCCGAGACCGCAUCGCUCUGCACACUGGACAUACCUUUAAUUUUGUCCUUAUUAACCGGUAUAAAGAUGGUUGUGACCACAUAAGUGAACAUCGAGAUGACGAGAGAGAACUGGUUCCCCGCAGUCCUAUCGCAUCCGUAUCAUUUGGAGCCUGCAGGGACUUUGUUUUCAGGCACUGUGAGGCCAGAGGGAAGAAAGCAACGCGCCACAUCAAGCCCAUGAAGCUGCAGCUGGCGCACGGGAGCCUGCUCAUGAUGAAGUAUCCCACCAACGUGUACUGGUACCACAGCGUGCCCAUCCGCAAGAAAGUACUUGCCCCAAGAAUCAACCUGACCUUUCGGAAAGUGAUGACUCUAACCAGCAAAUGAAACAUUUUGCAGUCGAGCACCUGCUAUUUUGACUUUUAAAAUGGGAGCCUUGUUUCUGGCAUAACUGUCAGUUUCUCUUUCAAACGCUGUCUUUGAUGAUCCAAGGUAUUGGAUGAGGGAGUUAAACUAGAAGAGGGCAUAGUGUCCUUAGAAACUUGCUAAUAAAUAAAUUACUCAUCUUAAAUGACAAGACUGUUGUUCUCUCAGUAAGGCGUUGCACAGCCCGG
This is a messenger RNA of Tinamus guttatus (white-throated tinamou), 749 nucleotides long. Lineage: Eukaryota; Metazoa; Chordata; Aves; Tinamiformes; Tinamidae. The record is from RefSeq and is a predicted model, not a curated record.